This is a messenger RNA of Danio rerio (zebrafish), 1852 nucleotides long. The record is from RefSeq and is a predicted model, not a curated record. NCBI's taxonomy places the organism in Eukaryota, Metazoa, Chordata, Actinopteri, Cypriniformes, Danionidae.
AUGAGCAGCGUGGCUAUAUUUUCGGCGUUCAUGUUCACAAACGGGACUUACUGUAACCUGCAAAGCAGCAUUUCAGCAUCAAGCAGGAGAGUUCGAGAUGUUCUGGUCAUAGCAGUAAGCACAGAAGCUGCAGUUCGGUGUGGUCUGUAUGGUGAAUAUGUCCUCACUCCUCUACAGGACUGUAUAGUCCUGAAGGAUCUGAAAUCGAAGCAAGUGCUUUUUAAAUGGCCGUACUGCUAUGUAAGGAAGUUUGGACAAGAUACGCUGUCUUUCUCCUUUGAGGCUGGCCGCAGAUGUGAGUCCGGAGAAGGGAAUUUCGAGUUUGCAACCCAUCAGGGUGAAAGACUGUUCAAUGCUGUCAGUGCAGCCAUCCAGAAUCUACCCAGACCAUCCGAAACGAAACCUAUCAGCCUUGACCAAGCAGAACAAACUAGAGCUCAAGAAACCACGGCUGGAACAUACAACGACACCAUAGGAAGUCAACCGUAUGACUUUUUACUUGAGGGCAAGACGCAGAAACCAUCAAAAAUGCUCAACCCAGCUAGAAGGAGCUUUUCUUUGAACUCAAUAGAGCCACAGAUCGAAAGUCAAGAGAUAAGCGACAACUUCAACCCUGAGAAUCAGGAACCAGUCUACGCCAGAGUGUCAAAAACUCAGCAAAAAACCACUUCCCCGACCAACUCUCAAAUGCACUGGCAAAACUUGAGAACAGCUCUCCAGCAGUCUGCGUUUCUAACAGAUGCUUUUAAAAGCGACCCCGAUGUUUUGCCUGAUUUACCAAUUUCUUGGGAUGGCUAUGAAGAGACAGAGAUAUCUGAAGAUUGCAUCGAUUUUUUGGGUGACUCCAUCCAGCAAUUAGCAAUUAAUGACGCAUUGCAGACCACCAGUGAAGAAGCCAUUUAUGCAGAUCCACAGGAUGUCCAGGACGACGCUGAGUGGGAUGUCAGUGGUGUGUACGAUGAACCAGAGGAGCUCAUGAUGGCUAAUCAGAGAGCUCACGAUGGGGCAAAUCACCUAGCCGAGCAGGACUUCUUCUACAGUCCUGACACGAGUGAAACACAGGCCACACACUCUCCCUCUGAUCUAGCUGAAAAUUCAGAUGCCAUGUUCUCAAUUUAUGACAAUUUCAGAUUGAAGGGGAAGCGAAUGUAAUAUGGCGCUAUUAUUUCUCAAUCUUGCUAAGUAAUUAAUAGUCAAUUACUUGAACUCUGUCUGUAAAUAUACACUCACUGGCCAAUUUAGGUACAUCUUACUAGUACUGUGAUGGACUCUUUUUGCAUUCAGAAAUGCCUUAAUUCUUUGUGCUUUAAAUCUCCAUUUCCAGCACAUCCUAAAAGUGCUCUAUCAGAUUGAGAUCUGUUGAAUGUGAGGCUAUUGGAGUUUAGUAAACUCAUUGUCGGGUUCAAGAAACCAGUUUGAGAUGAUUUGGGCUUGCUUGAAUUAGCAUCACAAAAUUAUGAAAGUCAUCAUGAGGUGGUGUUUUAGGUGUUUACAAGCUAAAACCUGAAAAGUUAUCCACAUGCAUUUUAAAAAAGUUUAAAGCCUACACAAUAUUCUCAAAAUGAUCCACGUUUACACAUUCCCUAGGCCCAAUACUGCCCAGGCCCACUGAAUCAUUCUGGAGGACCAUGUGCACCCAAUAGUUCCAACAUCCUGAAUGUGGUGCCGUGUAUCAGGAUGAUAAUUCCACCAAUACACACAGAAAGACUGGUAACUUGAUGAACUUGAAUGUGAAGUUGAACAUCUUCCAUGGUCUGCACAAUCACAAGAACUAAAUAUUAUCGAGUCACUUUGGGGUGUUUUGGAGGAGCGAGUCAGGAAAUGUUUUCCUCCAUCAGCAUCAUGUAGUGAC